Medioppia subpectinata is the source of this 518-nucleotide messenger RNA. The record is from the annotation of a GenBank genome assembly. Lineage: Eukaryota; Metazoa; Arthropoda; Arachnida; Sarcoptiformes; Oppiidae.
AUAGCAAUUUACCGCAUAUUGUGGCAGUUAUUGCCGAAGUGUUGGCCCGAAUGGCCAUCGAUUCUAAUAGUGAUUUGGGACAGAAAUUGAUUUCAUACCUUCAAUUCGUAAAAUCGGACGCCAAUGCGUUUGCAAAUUGUUACCAACGACUGACUGCCGAACAGCAACAGUCACUAAAUCAGACCCAAAAGGCGAGUCUUAGCAAUAGAUACGGCAGAUUAACCAAUAGUAUUCGUAGGGAAUCGUGUAAAAUAUUCAUUCGGAGAUUGAGUUUAUGUGAAGCGAAAUCACUUUUACUUAAACGGUAUAAUCCAGUGGUCGGAAGCAUUAGAUUGAUUGCGGACAACAUCAACACCACUACUGUAACCCAUUGGGAAUGUUGUAAACCCGAUGACAUCUCUCUGGGAGAGUCUGGCAGCAAGAGGUCUAACAAGUCGAUUGAGUCGAAGAUCUCGAUCACUGUUAUUGUGUCCAACUCUUUGAUGCAGUCGAGGGAACGCUUAUUCUUAGGGUUGCGA